Molecule: messenger RNA, 487 nt
Organism: Alternaria rosae
Lineage: Eukaryota; Fungi; Ascomycota; Dothideomycetes; Pleosporales; Pleosporaceae
Exons: 1
Coding region: 209-448 (79 amino acids)
Source: RefSeq, a predicted model, not a curated record
UAGCGUCUUGGCAUGUCUGUGAUGUCAUACUGCUAAGCUCAACUGAGGCUGAUGCCGACUCCAACGAAUAACCUCUCGAUGUUUUCAAGGUUUCAGGAACGGUUAAGUGAUUUGAAAGUCGAUGGCUAAUUCUUUUGUGCCGAUAAAAACACGCCCUACGCAAUAGUCACCCACAAGUUCAAUCACCAAGCCGCCACGCUUCCAAGCUAUGCACGGCCGUGACGCAGUCAAUGAGUCCGCGGACCUCUUUCGCCUCUCAUUUUCUUAUGAUGCGGCCAAGAUGUAUCUAAUGAAUGGGAAAUGCUUCUUUCUGUCGUAUAUCGUAUCCUUGGGGACUGUAAGAUCUGACCAGCCCUUGCUCGCCCGUGUGUUUCUGUAUUGCGAAGGUCCAAUUGUCGUUCUGCUGAGCAUGUUUCUUGUACUUCUGAAGACUUAUCUUGUCUUAUAGGACUCAUCUAAGCAUCCUUGGCUGGCAACAGAUCCUUGC